GUUUUUCCUAGAGGUUAGCACCUACUUUCCCAACGGCUAGCAGCGCGGCUCAGGCAGUGUGACAUUUUUGCAUGACUACUCACUGCAAAAUCGGAACUGGGAAACUGAAAAGCAGACAGAGCACACCCAUAUUCACGUGUCCCGCCGUUUGCUGUAGUCAUGUAGCGACGAUACGACGAGUGGGGAGUAACAGAAUCAGUCAUCGUGUUGUGAACUGCCACUUUCAACCAAAACAAUGUUGACUGAUGACCUGUGGACUCUUAUUAGCAGCCCGUCAUAUCAAGGAUGGAUCAAGGCGGAGUGAAGAAGAUAGUCUACAGAAGAAAUGACCAUCUAAGCAAACUGGUCUACACUGAAAGCCCUGAGGAGGGAGGUCUUCUGAAAGUGGCUCCUCACAGUGCCAUGUCCAUCACCUCUCCUCCUUCUGUCGUUCUUCCAUCCAGUCCCUUAAUGCAGCCCGGACAGGUGACCAACGGCCUCAGCAACAGCCCGCUCCCAGAGGAGCUGGCCUCAGCUCCCGCCACUAUCGGCUCCUUAGUUGAAAACUCAGAAACCAGGGGCCCAACCAAAGAUCAGAGGCCCGUGGAGCUGCAGUUGUUUCAAACUCAGACUUCCAAUACUUUUGGGCAUCAGGUCCUGCCUCAGUUGGAUGCCAGCAUGGCAGAUAUUACCCAGUCCUCCAUGGAUUCACUCAUUGGAGGGUCAGAUCCCAACUUAUUUGCUGUGAAAACUGAGGAUUUCUCCAUGGAUAAAGGCGAGCAGGACCCCAAUGAUCUGGACCAUGCCUUUGACCAUAUUGGUAAAGAUGUGGACAUGAACCAGAAACUGUUCAACGAAACCAGUCUGGAUCUCCUUCAAGAGUUCGACCUGACCGCAUCCCCGUCCGAUUUUUACGUCGGGGAGGACGCCUUUUUGUCCACACUGGCGGACGAUUCUUUGCUCACGGAAGGAGAGAUGAGAGGGAUAUCCGAGAGGGACAUGAAACCCGCAGCCGAGAGCGUCAACACGUCCGGGAGCAAAGUGACAAGCUCACUUGAAUCCAGCACCAGUGUGUCCAAGUCUGCCUCUUUAACCCCUACAACCACUUUCCCCGCCGUGGUGAAAAAAGAAAAAGAUACCAGCUAUAUUCAGCUCUGCACGCCGGGCGUGAUUAAGCAGGAGAAGACGUCUGUGGGCUAUUGUCAAAUGGGUGACUCAAACCCCAUCUCUAUCUGUGGGGUGAGCACCUCAGGGGGGCAGAGCUACCACUUCGGAAUCAACGCCAGUAACAACGACGCUCUGCGGGAGAAGGACCAGAAACCAGUGUCUGGCCUGUUCCUCCCAGUAACGACCAUCGGUGGAGCCUGGAACAGGAACCAGAAUGACAGCUCAGCAGUGCGCAGGGCCGGCGACGUUUUCUCCACAUCUCCCUCCUUCUCCUCCAGCUUUGCCAGUUCCAUCUCCAGACACGAAGGGGGCACUCCAACAUCCACAACACAGGGAAAAAGCGGGACUCAUAAAAUCUGCCUGGUGUGUUCUGAUGAGGCUUCAGGCUGCCAUUAUGGAGUCCUCACCUGCGGCAGCUGCAAGGUCUUCUUCAAAAGAGCAGUGGAAGGUCAGCAUAACUACCUGUGUGCUGGGAGGAAUGACUGCAUUAUCGACAAAAUCAGGAGAAAGAACUGCCCAGCCUGCCGCUUCCGCAAAUGUCUGAUGGCAGGAAUGAACCUGGAGGCUCGUAAAACCAAGAAGUUGAAUCGCCUAAAGGGAAGCCAGAACAGCAACCCGCCAGAGAUGAUGCCUUCACCGCCGGUGGAAGCUCGCUCCCUGGUGCCCAAGUGCAUGCCUCAGCUCGUCCCCACCAUGCUCUCCCUGCUGAAGGCCAUAGAGCCAGACACCAUCUUUGCCGGAUAUGACGGCACGCUCCCAGACACCUCCACGCGUCUCAUGACCACCCUGAACAGGCUGGGAGGGCGGCAGGUCAUCUCUGCUGUGAAGUGGGCCAAGGCUCUGCCAGGUUUCAGGAACCUGCACCUGGAUGACCAGAUGACCCUGCUGCAGUGCUCCUGGCUUUUCCUCAUGUCUUUCGGCCUGGGCUGGAGGUCUUACCAGCAGUGCAACGGCAACAUGCUCUGCUUCGCACCAGACCUGGUCAUUAAUGAGGAGCGGAUGAAGCUGCCCUACAUGGCCGAGCAGUUCGAGCAGAUGCUGAAGAUUUCCAGCGAGUUUGUCCGACUGCAGGUUUCCCAUGAGGAGUACCUGUGCAUGAAGGUCCUGCUGCUGCUCAGCACAGUGCCUAAGGACGGCCUGAAGAGCCAGGCGGUGUUCGAUGAGAUCCGGAUGUCCUACAUCAAAGAGCUAGGAAAAGCCAUAGUGAAACGUGAGGAGAACUCCAGCCAGAACUGGCAGCGUUUCUACCAGCUCACCAAGCUGUUGGACUCCAUGCAUGAGAUGGGUAGCGGAUUACUCAGCUUCUGCUUCUACACCUUUGCGAAUAAAUUCCUGAGCGUGGAAUUCCCCGAGAUGCUGGCGGAGAUCAUCAGCAAUCAGCUACCAAAAUUCAAGGAUGGGAGCGUCAAGCCUCUGCUCUUCCACCAGAAGUGACUGUUUCCCGUAGCAACAAUGCCUUAAACUCCCACCACGUCACCUCACCAGCCCCACGAAACCUCCCCCCGCCCACUCACCCCCCUCGGAAAAGGACUUUACGCCAGCAGGGAGCGGCUUUUUUUUAUUUUUUCCUUUUUUAACAGCAGCGAGUAUGCAUCUCUGUGAAGUAGGCCGACGUCUGGUGAGGGGGGGGAGCGAUGCUUGUGUAGGAACCAGACCGCGAGCACAAGACGCUUUUUCGCUGCGUUAAACAGGCUAAGAUGUAGUGUCUAAUAACGAGUAGGAAAUGUUUGUAAAGCUAAUGGCAAAGAGAAAUAGGCUAACAUUAAUGUCGUCUCAGGUGUCUUACCUUGAAAUUCAGAGCGAGAUCUGAAAUGGAUACAGCAAAUAUCUCUAUGUAAAGGUUCUGAUAGUAUUUUCUACAUUUUCAAAGUAACAGUUUAUAAACUUUUUUCCAGGUCGACGUUACCGAAAGAGGUAACCAAACGGAAUAACACGCUCUUAUUACGUAGGCUUUUUAUGUUCCACUUUUAGUUUUUAUAGGAGCUUGUAACUAAAUGUUUUUCAGUCGCACAAA
This is a messenger RNA of Cyprinodon variegatus (sheepshead minnow), 3160 nucleotides long. It is a transcript of the gene nr3c1, whose product is annotated as glucocorticoid receptor-like. Bases 286 to 2580 code for a protein of 764 amino acids. Gene Ontology annotation, biological process: nuclear receptor-mediated glucocorticoid signaling pathway; regulation of DNA-templated transcription. Gene Ontology annotation, cellular component: nucleus. The transcript is spliced from 9 exons. The record is from RefSeq and is a predicted model, not a curated record. Gene Ontology annotation, molecular function: sequence-specific DNA binding; nuclear glucocorticoid receptor activity; steroid binding. Lineage: Eukaryota; Metazoa; Chordata; Actinopteri; Cyprinodontiformes; Cyprinodontidae.